ACCCAGAGAUGGGUGAGAGUCUGCUCUAUAGAGCUCCAGAGGAUCCCCACCCACGCAAGUGGCCUAAUGUCGCGCAGCGGAUCACCCCCUGAGCAGCGCCAGCAGGCGUCAGAGGCGGAUGCCACGGCCACAACCUUCCGAGCGAGCGGUAACUGCAGGGCGGCUGGGACGCGCUGGGACGCGGAGCCGAGCCCUCCCUUUGCUUGGAAAGUUACCGUCCCUUCCCCGAGAACAUCAGCAUAUCCGCUACAACCCGCUACAAGAUGAAUGGGUUCUGGUGUCAGCUCACCGCAUGAAGCGGCCCUGGCAGGGGCAAGUAGAACCCCCGCUCCUGAUGACAGUUCCCCGCCAUGACCCCCACAACCCUCUGUGUCCCGGGGCCACACGCGCCAAUGGAGAGGUGAAUCCCUAUUAUGAUGGCACCUUCCUGUUUGACAACGACUUUCCAGCUCUGCAGCCUGAUGCCCCCAAUCCAGGACCCAGUGAUCAUCCUCUUUUCCAAGCGGAGGCUGCUCGAGGAGUUUGUAAGGUCAUGUGCUUCCAUCCCUGGUCAGAUGUAACGCUACCACUUAUGUCAGUCCCUGAGAUCCGCACUGUCGUCGAUGCGUGGGCCUCAGUGACAGAGGAGCUGGGUGCCCGGUACCCUUGGGUGCAGAUCUUUGAAAACAAAGGAGCCAUGAUGGGCUGUUCCAACCCCCAUCCCCACUGCCAGGUGUGGGCCAGUAGUUUUCUGCCAGAUAUUGCCCAGCGUGAGGAGCGAUCUCAGCGGGCCUAUCAGAGUCAACAUGGAGAGCCCCUGCUAAUGGAAUAUGGCCGCCAGGAGCUGCUCAGAAAGGAACGACUGGUCUUAACCAGUGAGCACUGGUUAGUACUAGUCCCUUUUUGGGCAGUAUGGCCCUUCCAGACACUGCUGCUGCCCCGUAGGCAUGUGCGCCGCCUGCCUGAGCUGACCCCUGCUGAGCGUGAUGAUCUAGCCUCCAUCAUGAAGAAGCUCUUGACCAAGUAUGACAACCUAUUUGAGACAUCCUUUCCCUACUCCAUGGGUUGGCACGGGGCUCCCACAGGAUCAGAGGCUGAAGCCAACUGGGAUCAUUGGCAGCUUCAUGCUCAUUACUACCCUCCACUCUUGCGCUCUGCCACCGUCCGGAAAUUCAUGGUUGGCUAUGAAAUGCUUGCCCAGGCUCAGAGGGACCUCACCCCCGAGCAGGCUGCAGAGAGACUAAGGAUGCUUCCUGAGGUUCAUUACUGCCUGGGGCAGCAGAAGGAUAGGGAGACAGCAACCAUCGCCUGACCACGCUGACCACAGGGCCUUCUGCUUGAGGGAACCAGGGCCGAGGGUUGGGAAGAUGUGGGAUCAAUAAAACUAAACUGUGUUUCUCAAACUUAUUCUAAUGACAGAGGAGUAUGAACUAUAAUCCUUGGGGAUCUGGGUUAAAGGCUGAUGGCAUAGCACCAGCCACAACUCUUCUUUGCCUACAAAUAUACAAAACUUAGAGUACAAAAAUUCCACCCCAAAUCUCUGAAUAAAAUGAAUACUCAAUUUAA
This is a messenger RNA of Nyctereutes procyonoides (raccoon dog), 1545 nucleotides long. RefSeq names its product galactose-1-phosphate uridylyltransferase (gene GALT). The record is from RefSeq and is a predicted model, not a curated record. Gene Ontology annotation, molecular function: zinc ion binding; UDP-glucose:hexose-1-phosphate uridylyltransferase activity. Lineage: Eukaryota; Metazoa; Chordata; Mammalia; Carnivora; Canidae. The transcript has 11 exons. Bases 119 to 1291 code for a protein of 390 amino acids. Gene Ontology annotation, cellular component: cytoplasm. Gene Ontology annotation, biological process: beta-D-galactose catabolic process via UDP-galactose, Leloir pathway.